AAAAAGAGGGGAUAUGACCCUUCUUUUUGCAAGGACAAGAUGACUAAUUUUGAAGGAGACAAAGAGGAAGAAGUGCUGACCACUAGCUUGAAAGAUGUCGGUGACAUACGACCGCUACCUCGGAGAGAUCAGUGGCAAUUAUUUGAAUCUGGAGGCGUCUGAUGAUGAUCUUAAAAAUGAAGCAAAAUAUGGAGGUGGAUCUCCAAGUUCAGUUAAGAAGGGCGCUGGAGCUGCUGCAGUGUGUCUGGGGCUGCUGUGUCUUCUGCUGCUGGCUGGCCUCACAGGUGUUGUAGUCCACUACACCAAUGCUACAGGACAUCAUGAUACUGGAAUGGAUGACAUUCAGUUCAAAUACAAAAACCUGACUGAAGAGUGGAAAAAGUUACAGAGCAAUUACAGCUCCCUGACAAAAAGCAGAGACCAGCUACAGAGCGACUACAACAAUCUGACAAAAAGCAGAGACCAGCUACAGAGUGACUACAACAAUCUGACAAAAAACAGAGACCAGCUACAGAGCAACUACAACCACCUGACAAAAAGCAGAGACCAGCUACAGAGUGACAACAACAACCUGACCAAAAGCAGAAACCAGUUACAGAGCGACAACAACAACCUGACCAAAAGCAGAAACCAGUUACAGAGCGACAACAACAACCUGACCAAAAGCAGAAACCAGUUACAGAGCGACAACAACAACCUGACCAAAGAGAGAGACACCCUGAGGGAUGAGAGGGACCAGCUGAGGACUAGUAUCAGUAACUUGACUCAAGAGCAUGAACAGCUACAGAGCCGAUACAGCACUGUGGUUACAAGUCGAGAUGAGCUGCAGGAGGAAGUCAAAAUUCUCUCUGGCAACAUCACAGAAAAAGUCUGUCGCAGUGGAUGGAUAAAGUACCGCAAGAGCUGCUACUACAUCUCCACGUCACGCAAAACUUGGAGCAAGAGCAGACAGGACUGUCAGGACAGAGGAGCUGAUCUGGUGAUUAUAAAUUCCAGAGAGGAGCAGACGUUUCUCAGCAGAUUUAAUGAAAGACUCUGGAUCGGUCUAUCAGACAGGCAAUCAGAGGGGAAUUGGAAGUGGGUUGAUGGCACUGAUUUGGUAGGUGACGGUUUCUGGCAAGCUGGGGAGCCCAAUGAUGACCGUGGCAAAGAGGACUGCGUGGAGGUGGCACGCCAGACAGAUGAAUGGAAUGACUUGCCUUGCAGUACUACUGUAUAUUGGGCCUGCGAGGAAUAAGAUGCAUAAGGGGAACAUGGAGGGACAAGAUCAAUGGGCAGCAUCUUUGCCUGAUGACAUUUACUCCCUUCCAUCAGAUUUAACAGUACAACACACAUCCAGCAUUUCUGUCUGUUUCUGAGCCAGUGGUGACAUUUGGAUUUUGUGCACUGUGAUACGGGUUAUGACAACAUAACAAGAGGUUUCUGCUACUAAUAGGUCAUUUUGUCAGUUUGAUGUCUGAAAUUAUUUGAAAUGUUGCUUGUGUGAGUAUGUGAAUCAGUGUGAAACAGUUUCAUGAAUGACUGAUAAAAAUUUAAGUCUUCUGUCUUUGUUGUGCUCCUUUAAUUAGUUUAUACACUUGCUACAAAUGCAUCAUUUCCCUACAAAUAAAUAGUUUAAAUACUGUACGCUGUAUUUGUACUUGCUAAAGCAUUAUUGGUGGUUACUUGUGAGAGUCGUAGAUGUAGCUAAUUUAAAUGCAA
Myripristis murdjan (pinecone soldierfish) is the source of this 1701-nucleotide messenger RNA. Its product is annotated as asialoglycoprotein receptor 1-like. The transcript is spliced from 5 exons. The record is from RefSeq and is a predicted model, not a curated record. NCBI's taxonomy places the organism in Eukaryota, Metazoa, Chordata, Actinopteri, Holocentriformes, Holocentridae. Bases 95 to 1237 code for a protein of 380 amino acids.